UACUUGCAUUCACCUAACUAAAUCUCACUGAAAUGGAGCUUCCAUUCUCCCAGUUCUCUAUACUUCUCAGCUUUCUACUCUUUCUAGUCAUAGCUAUUAAGCUUCUGAGAGAAUCCAAGAAAGGAAAAGGGCCAAAUUUGCCCCCCGGCCCACGAAAACUUCCACUUGUUGGGAACUUACACCAGUUAAUGGGAUCAUUGCCUCAUCAUACUUUGAGAGACAUGGCAAAAGAAUACGGACCGAUAAUGCACCUAAGAUUUGGUGAAGUUCCUACUGUUAUUGUAUCCUCAGCUGAAGCGGCGAAAGAAGUUAUGAAGACACAUGAUCUUGUUUUUGCAGAUAGGCCGAAAAUUCUUGUUGCAGAUAUAAUUGGAUACAAUAGCACUCAGAUUACAUUCUCUCCUUAUGGUGAUCAUUGGAGACAACUUAGAAAAAUUUGUGUAGCAGAGCUCCUUAAUGUCAAACGCGUACAGUCCUUUGAGUCGAUAAGACAAGAGGAAGUCGAAGAUCUCAUCAAAACGAUUUCAUCGAAUCCUGCUGGUACUACCAUCAAUCUCAGCCAGAUGAUAUUUACGUUGACGAACAACAUUAUAUCCAGGGCUGCAUUCGGUAGGAAACUCGAGAGCCAAGAUGAAUUUAUCGCUACCUUGAGGAAAAUUGUCGAUCUGGCAGGCGGAUUUGACUUGCCAGACACAUUUCCUUCACUCAAAUUUCUCCAUCCUUUAACUGGAGCAAAGGCUGCAAUGUUGAAAAUACAUCACAAAAUCGACGAAAUUUUAGAAAGCGUUCUCCAAGAGCAUAAAGUUGCAAGGAGAACAAUCAGUGGUAAGGACAAAAUGCACAAGGAAGAUCUUGUGGAUGUACUAUUGAGAGUUCAAGAAAGUGGUGACCUUGAAGUUCCUAUUACAACUGACACAAUCAAAGCUGUCAUUUUGGAAACAUUUAUUGCGGGGACUGAUACUUCAUCGACAGCCUUAGAGUGGGCAAUGGCAGAACUGAUGAAGAAUCCACAGGUAAUGCAGCAGGCGCAAGCCGAGGUCAGACGAGCAUUCAAAGGAAAAAGUAUAAUCUCAGAGUCUGAGGUGCAACAACUUGACUACUUGAGAUUGGUUAUCAAAGAAACACUGAGAUUGCAUGCGCCCGUGCCUUUGUUAGUACCAAGAGUAGCUAGACAAAGAUGUGAACUUGGUGGAUAUGAGAUACAAGCCAAUACAAGGUUAAUGGUUAAUGCAUGGGCAAUAUGCAGGGAUCCCAAGUAUUGGGAAAAUGCUGAAUGCUUUGAACCAGAAAGACACCGAAAUUCGACACUUGAUUUCAAAGGGAAUAACUUUGAGUUUAUACCUUUUGGUGCUGGUAGAAGGGCAUGUCCAGGAAUUUUGUUUGGGAUAUCAAAUCUUGAACUUCCACUUGCUCAGCUUUUAUUCCAUUUUGAUUGGAAACUCCCGAACGGUAUUGAACCAAACAACCUUGACAUGACAGAGGCUUUUGGAGAGACAGUAAGGAAGAAAGCCAACUUGCAUGUAAUUGGAAUUCCUUAUAUGUCCAAAUCCUGAGUUAUGGCCUCAACUCGGAGAAAAGGAAUAAGACUGAAUAUCACAAUGUAAAAAAGUCGUUAAAGAAGGUAUCGCUGUAAUAAUUAGUACGUGCGUUUUGUCCUCUUCGAUCUUUUCUUUUAUGGCUUUUUGUAAGACCAGUACUUUAUGAUCCGUUGUUGGACUCAUGGGUUUAUCCCAUAUGGGAAAAUUAGGAAGAAAUUAAUAAAAGAGGUCGCUACCUACUGUUUCUCCCUAA
Lycium ferocissimum is the source of this 1791-nucleotide messenger RNA. RefSeq names its product desmethyl-deoxy-podophyllotoxin synthase-like. The transcript has 3 exons. The record is from RefSeq and is a predicted model, not a curated record. NCBI's taxonomy places the organism in Eukaryota, Viridiplantae, Streptophyta, Magnoliopsida, Solanales, Solanaceae. Bases 33 to 1553 code for a protein of 506 amino acids. Gene Ontology annotation, molecular function: monooxygenase activity; oxidoreductase activity, acting on paired donors, with incorporation or reduction of molecular oxygen; iron ion binding.